AUGGCCCGCCAUUCUCUUGCUCUAGUUCUGCUCGUCGUCAUCGCCAUCUCGGUUACCGGUGUUCAGUCCAAGAUGUUCACCAUCACCAACAACUGCGUGCACACGGUGUGGCCGGGGAUCUCCACCGGAGCGAGUCCGGCGCCGCCGCUGGACACCACGGGUUUCGAGCUCGCGCCGGGGGAGUCGCGUGCCUUGCCGGUGCCGUCCGGGUGGUCGGGCCGCGUAUGGGGCCGAACCCUGUGCUCCACCGCCGCCGGUACGGGCAAAUUCACCUGUGUCACUGGCGAUUGCGGCUCAGGUCUCCAGGAGUGCGCGAGCGGCAACGCCGCGCCGCCGGUGACGCUCGCGCAGUUCAGCAUGGACGGGAGCGGCGGCAUGGACUUGUACGACGUGAGUCUCGUCGACGGAUACAACCUGCCAAUGGUCGUGGUGCGCCAGGGCGCCGCCGCGGAGGGGAACUGCGUGCCGGCAGGGUGCGUGGUGGACCUGAGCGGCGCGUGCCCGGCCGAGCUGCGGGUGCCCGGCGUCGUGGCGUGCAAGAGCGCGUGCCAGGCGUUCGGCUCUCCCCGGUACUGCUGCACCGGCGAGUACGGCAACCCCGACACCUGCAAGCCGUCAGCCUACUCGGAGUUCUUCAAGAAGGCGUGCCCGCGGGCAUAUAGCUACGCGUACGACGGCAACACCUCCACCUUCGGUUGCUCCGCCAGUGACACCGGCGUCUAUAUCAUCACCUUCUGCCCAAGCACGUCCAGGUAG
Molecule: messenger RNA, 756 nt
Organism: Zea mays
Lineage: Eukaryota; Viridiplantae; Streptophyta; Magnoliopsida; Poales; Poaceae
Product: thaumatin-like protein 1b
Exons: 2
Coding region: 1-756 (251 amino acids)
Source: RefSeq, a predicted model, not a curated record